This is a messenger RNA of Punica granatum (pomegranate), 1236 nucleotides long. The record is from RefSeq and is a predicted model, not a curated record. Lineage: Eukaryota; Viridiplantae; Streptophyta; Magnoliopsida; Myrtales; Lythraceae.
UCUUCCUCUUCUCCUCCACAGAAGAAAAGGCAGGCAACUGGCAAGUCCCCACAUCCUCUUCCCCUAUCAAUCAAUCUGUCAAUCAUUCAAAUCAGUCUCUCUGGUUUCUUGAUUUUCAUCCAAAAGGGCUUAUGAGAUUGUAAUCAAUCGGCGGAUUUGGCGAGAAAUUAGACAUGGGCAUGAAGUUCUUGAACCGGCUGCAGAUCCUGCCAUGGUGCUUCCACCUAAUCCGCACCCACCACGCGGCGGCGGCGGAGGCGGAGGCGCUGCCGCCGUCGGACCCCAUCAAGCUCAUCAAGUCGGACGGCCAGGUGAGCGUGUACCACCGGCCGGUCCACGUGUCGGAGCUGAUGUCGGAGUUCCCGAAGCACCUCAUCUGCCACUCCGACUCCUUCUACAUCGGACAGAAGAUCCCGGCCCUGUCGGAGAACGACCAGCUCCAGCUCGGCCAGAAGUACUUCGUCCUCCCCAGCCACUUCUUCCAGUCCGUCCUCUCCUUCGUCACCAUCGCCUCCUUCGUCUCCUCCCAGCCCUCCGCCGCCCCACUCUCCGGCGCGGCCAAGAAGGCCGCCGCCCAGCACCAGCUCUUCGACGUCCAGAGGACGCCGUCGGGGGGACUGAGGAUCCGGGUCUCCGACGAGUUCAUCUCGCAGCUCAUGAAGGAAGGGAGGAACGCUGCCGCCGCGGCGGAGCGACGGCGGGAGGCCGAAGAUGAGUAUGAGGGCGCAGUGGCGACGCGUGAUGGCGCUUGCGGGGGCAGGAGGAGGGUAUGCACGACGGCGCAGCUGGAGAGGGACUACGAGCAGCUGGUGGCGGGGUCCCGGUCGCGGCGGUGGAAGCCGGAGCUCGAGGCAAUCAAGGAGAGGUCGGAGAAGAGGCGGGGAUUGAUAUCGAAAUCCUUCGGGAUCAGGCGGAGGAAGAAUUCCCAGCCCAAUCAUCAUCUCCGGUCGGAGACUUCUUCGAAGAAAUCGUUGCCGCCGUCGAAGUCAAGAUUAAGGAUGAGAUCAAGAAAAUGACAAUCAGUGACUGUGUCUUUCUUUUUUUUUUAGAGUUAUUUUUUUGGGAAAGAUUGAAAUUGGGCCUUCCCAAAUUUGCCCCUGUUAAACAAGCUUGACAAUAUACAUAGUUAAAGGAAAAUCAAGAUUACUAUAUAUUUACGAUUUCAAGGGAAAAAAAAAGAAUCUAAUUAUUGACAAUUAUUAAUCCGAUGGUAAGAGAGAAGUCGAUUGGAAGAAA